CUCCAACAUUAAUCCAAAUUGCCUAUCCACAUUAUUAAUAUUAAUUAUAUGAAUGUAGAUAUGGAUCAUGUCAGCGACAGCACCACUCAUGAUAAAAAAAAAUGUGAAGAAAAUAAGAAGAAAAUGUACAAAGGAGUUAGAAAGAGAAAAUGGGGAAAAUGGGUAUCUGAAAUAAGGCUACCAAAUAGCAGAGAAAGAAUAUGGUUAGGGUCACAUGAUUCUGCUGAAAAAGCAGCUAGAGCAUUUGAUGCUGCACUUUACUGUCUCCGUGGUCGUCAUGCUAAUUUCAAUUUCCCUGACACACCUUUCAAUUUGGUUAAUAAUGUUAAUAACUAUAAUAAUUCCCUUACCCCACAACAGAUUCAACAAAUUGCUUCUAACUUUGCCAACAACAUUAACCAACCACCAACUAAUGUUGUUGAUAAUAAUAAUCAUAAUAAUGCUGCCUCCUCUUCUUCUAAUACAAGUACUAUUGAUUGGACUUUUUUGAAUGCCUUGGAUGCUUCAACCGAAGAUGCUAAUUUUAUUCAUAAUUAUGGUGACUUAGAAAAGAUGCAUUCUGGUGAGUUAUUGUAUUCAAUUCCACCACCAUUUUUUGAGGAUGAUAAUAAUCGGAACCAAAUUGAAGCUAAUAUUGAUGCUGGUGAUUAUGAUGACCCUUUUUCUCAUCCAUCAUUCCUUUGGAAUUGGAACUUCUGAUUUUCAAUCCUUCAAGCUAGCUACUCUCUCUUUCAUUGUUUUUUUUUCAUUAUUAUAUUUUUUGCUACCAUAUUGUAUAUGUGUUGUUAAUUUGUUUCUUAAUAUACAAUAACAAGGAGUUGAUUAAUCUCAGACCAUAAAAUUUGUAAGUGGCCCGGUUGGUUUUUUCUGUGAUAGGAGUACAUAUAUUUCUAUUACACCGAUUAGUGCAACAUACCAAGCUACUAGCAUGCAUGGAUGCAUUUCCCUUUUGCAAUAAAUAAAUGUUUGUACUAUAUAUAUAUUGGUUCAUAAUUUUGAGUCA
Cicer arietinum (chickpea) is the source of this 1003-nucleotide messenger RNA. RefSeq lists its product as uncharacterized. Lineage: Eukaryota; Viridiplantae; Streptophyta; Magnoliopsida; Fabales; Fabaceae. Gene Ontology annotation, molecular function: DNA binding; DNA-binding transcription factor activity. Gene Ontology annotation, biological process: regulation of DNA-templated transcription. The record is from RefSeq and is a predicted model, not a curated record.